Molecule: messenger RNA, 2598 nt
Organism: Drosophila kikkawai
Lineage: Eukaryota; Metazoa; Arthropoda; Insecta; Diptera; Drosophilidae
Source: RefSeq, a predicted model, not a curated record
AUGACAGCCAGUCUUUCGCUCGGAUUUGCAUUCGCAUUUGUGGUCGCAGUUCAGGGAUGGGACUAUGGAUUGGAUCAUUACCAACCAGCGCCGUACUACCAUGGUGAGCAAGGUCAGCAGUACGAGCUGUCGACGUGUCCUCCCUCGGGUCCUGAAGGACUCGUUUGUGCUGGAAUCCCCGGCUCGGAACCCUUUACCUUUCCCAAUGCCUGCGAGGUGGCUCGCUUUCGUGCUGUCACUGGCAAGGACUGGCAGAUCAUCCACGAGGGCAGGUGCGACAACCUGGAAGUGUGCCCGGGUCACUGCCGGAAUCAGUACAGUCCCGUCUGCGGCAAGUUCAAGGACGAGAGGCGCAACUUCAACAGCGAGUGCGAACUGCAGCUGGUCAAGUGCCGCACAGGAGACCCAUGGAGGAAGCAGCACGAUGGUCCCUGCGAGAGCAGAUAUCCCGCUGGCCAAUCGCUUCGCGUUCGUAACUACAAUCCCUAUGCAUUUAAUCCAUACCCAUCAUCUUAUGAGUCUCAGGGAGCUUAUGGAUCUCAGGGAGCCUAUGCAUCACAGGGAUCUUAUGGUUCUCAUAAAAGCUAUCAAGGCCCAUAUGAUUCUCAGAGAUCUUUUGUACCCUAUGGACCUUACAGUCCAUUCGCAAUCUCAUCUCAAUCUCAGCCAUCAUUUGUUUCACCUCCGCCUCCAUACAAGGCUCCCGUUUACUAUCCCUAUGAGAUAACCUGGGAAAACCUACCCACGGAAUUGGGUGUUCAUGGCAAAUCGUAUGAGAAUCUGCCCACCGAGUACCCAGCACCGGGAUCCAAGGCAGAUUCCUAUGAGAAAAAGCCCGCGGAUUAUGCUACAACCUCUAAGCCAUAUGAGAAGCCCGCCUAUGAGAAGCCCGUCACAUAUGAUAGCCCCACAUCCGAUAAGCCCACCUAUGAGAAGCCCGCCUAUGAGAAGCCCGUCACAUAUGAUAGCCCCACAUCCGAUAAGCCCACCUAUGAGAAGCCCACAUACGAGAAGCCCGUCACAUAUGAUAGCCCCACAUCCGAUAAGCCCGUCUAUAACUCUACCUCAACGAGUACGACAUCCACGACUUCCACGACUUCUACGACUUCCACUACAACCACUAGUACCACGGAGAAGACCACUACAGCUCCCACCACCACACCGCAACCAGACCCCGAUGCCACCACUCAGGCCUCAGAUCUUCGACAGAACAUAAAGAUCAAUGCGGUGGUCGAGGCGCCAGUAAAUAAAUCCACUAAUGAGUCCCUUACGACAGCUUCCCCGACCGAAGCUCCAGUUACCGUAAAGGCUGCUCCUUUGACAAAAUACGCAACAACUGCCACUCCACAGCAUGCAACAACUACGCCCAGGACGACAUUUGAAAAAGUAAUUAGGAUAAAUGCGGUGCAGGAGAAGAGUAAUUCCACAACGAUUCCAACUACAACAAUUCCAACUACAACGAUUCCAACUACAACGACUAAGUCACCAAAGAUCUAUCCAGCCUACGGUUAUCAAACCAAAACUUCCUAUAAAUCCUCCCCCGUUUAUACUACAACAGAACAGGUGACGGAGACCACGGAGCCAUCUUUCGACAAACUCAUCAAAAUAAAUGCAGUCAAGGACACAAAUAAUAGUACCACCGUAGAACCAACCACAGAAGAACCAACCACAGAAGGAUCAAGCACCGAAGAAUCAAGCACAGAAGAAUCAAGCACCGAAGAGCCAACGACUUACAGUUCGUAUCCUACGUCUUACAAUUCCUAUUCAAGCUAUGAGAAACAAUCUUCCUAUAAGAGCUCCUAUACUACUUAUAAUGCCCCGUCUACCUAUAAUAAGUCCACAGUAUACACAACAACUGAGAAACCAAAGGUUACGGAAACAACCAAAGCUUCUCUCGAAAAAGUCAUUAAAAUAAAUGCUGUCAAGGAGACAAAUAAUAGUACCACCGUAGAACCAACCACAGAAGAACCAACCACAGAAGAAUCAAGCACCGAAGAAUCAACGACUUAUAAUUCCUAUCCUACGUCCUAUAAGGCCUAUAAUACCUAUUCGAGCUAUCCCACUUAUAAAGCCCCGUCUUCCUAUAAAACAACAACAACUGAGAGUCCAAAGGUCACAGAGACAACCCAGCCAGCUUUCGAGAAAAUCAUUAAAAUAAAUGCGGCUGAAGAGGAUAAACCAAAAGAACCGACAACUUCCACUGAAGGACCAACGACAACUUCCACUGAAGAACCAACGACAACUUCCACCGAGGAACCCACAACAACCUCAACUGAAGAGCCAACGACUUACUACCCUUCGUAUCCAACCUAUCAGGCUCCAUCUACCAAUGGAACCUAUACAGCCUAUCAGGAAUCAUCUUACAACAGUAGCUCGGCAGGUUACAAAUCGCAGGAUACUUAUGAGGAAAAGAAACCAACCUACCCAGUCUAUACCGGGGAUUCCCCUGUCAUCGUAAAAACAAUCAAUGGCAGUACAUAUACGAAGAUGUAUGUGGAGGUACCCGGGAAAACGGGAGCCAAAAAGUUCAGCCUGGAGACCUCCUCCGGCGACAGCAAGAGUCAACUGCAGCAAGUCUACUUCUUGACCUUCAACUAA